CCACGGAGAAGAACCGAUCUAUAUCCGUCACUGUAGCUAAAUAUGUAUAUAAAAGCUACUGACACUUUCAACGCGCGCAAAAAAGACUAUACAACAUAAAUUAUUUCCUCCACAUUCACCAUGGCAGAUUCACAACCAAGAGGCCCAUUCCGGCUUAUCACUGUUAACACCGCCCCGGAAAGAGCCAAAAAGCUGAUUGGUCGUUUGGCCGAAGCACUCAAAGAUCGGUAUACGAUUAUCCACGUAGACAACUGCGAGAAAGUCGAAGAAGUCGAGGCCAAGGUCAAGGAGUAUCAACCCGAGGUCCUGUUCUGCGCGUCCAUGUGGACGGCUGAACAAGCCGCCGAAAUCAUUUCUACGGCUAAGAGGCUGCGCCCUGGUAUCAAGACACACGCCAUUCCCUACGGAUUGCAGGUAGAGCGCGGUCCCGAUGCGAUUGUGGACUAUUUGGUAGAGAAUGUGCCCAAAUUGUUGGACGAGCCGGUCGAACAAUAAUAGAGUUGGCGGUUAGAUUUGUAUACCUUAUCGAUGAACAUAGUAUAAGUAAACUAAAUCGAAAAUCUGAGUUGAUUAUUCA
Talaromyces proteolyticus is the source of this 577-nucleotide messenger RNA. RefSeq lists its product as uncharacterized. The coding region runs from base 121 to 495 and encodes 124 amino acids. The transcript is spliced from 3 exons. Lineage: Eukaryota; Fungi; Ascomycota; Eurotiomycetes; Eurotiales; Trichocomaceae. The record is from RefSeq and is a predicted model, not a curated record.